Messenger RNA from Vespula pensylvanica (western yellowjacket), 717 nucleotides. It is a transcript of the gene galla-1, whose product is annotated as MIP18 family protein galla-1. Lineage: Eukaryota; Metazoa; Arthropoda; Insecta; Hymenoptera; Vespidae. Bases 186 to 701 code for a protein of 171 amino acids. The record is from RefSeq and is a predicted model, not a curated record. The transcript is spliced from 3 exons.
UAUAAUGGAAUAUAUAAAUAUUUAAAAAAAAUUCACAGAAAUAUAUUUCAUGCACCGUACAUAAGAUGGUGCUGUAUACAUUCACUUCGAUUGGUAACUAAUUUAGAACAUAACCCUUAAAGUAAUUAUUUACAACCACUGAUUAUUUACAGUAUGCUGUUAUACAACAUUGACUGUGAAUAAAUAUGUUAUCAUUUUUUCGAAAGUUAUCAAUUGGUUGGAAGGUUAGAGAUGGUAUGCUUCCAGAAGCAAUCAUGGGAACGGCAGACGUCGUAAAUUUAAAGGAUCAAAAUGCUUUUGCACUAAAGACAGAUUUAGAAUUGAAAGAAUCCGUUUAUGAUUUGUUGAGAACCAUUAAGGACCCGGAGAAACCACAAACCUUAGAACAACUCGAUAUAAUAUACGAAGAUUGUGUUAACAUUUGUCAAAGUACUCCUAGUGGUAUUUCUGUAAUACGAGUUGAAUUUAAUCCAACAGUGCCACAUUGUUCAUUAGCAACACUUAUAGGAUUAUGUAUCAGAGUAAAACUUGAACGUCAUUUAGUAGCAGUAUUUAAAUUGGAUAUUUUUAUCAAAGAGGGUACACAUUCUACAGAACAAGAAAUUAACAAACAAAUAAAUGAUAAGGAACGAAUAGCAGCUGCUAUGGAAAAUCCAAAUUUAAGGGAUUUGGUAGAAAAAUGUAUUCAAGAAGAAGAUUAAUAAAUGUAGAAAAUCA